Molecule: messenger RNA, 3037 nt
Organism: Paramuricea clavata
Lineage: Eukaryota; Metazoa; Cnidaria; Anthozoa; Malacalcyonacea; Plexauridae
Source: the annotation of a GenBank genome assembly
UUUCUGUAGGAACAUUGAACCGUCUCCAUGAAUUAGUAGGAAUGGCACUUAUUGCAACACUACGGUGAGUAAUCAGUCAAUUUCAUAUUAGGGCCCUCGUAAAAACUGUAGGUUUGUAGCAAGCUUGUUAACAAGUUGUGAUAAUUCUGUUCCAACAACUUGUCAACAAGAUGUGUUUGCAAUGGGUUUGUAGCAAGCUUGUUAACAAGUUGUAACACAACCACUUGUCAACAAGAUGUGUUUGCAAUAGGUUUGUAGCGAGCUUGUUAACAAGUUGUAACAAUGCUGUCCAACAAGAUGUGUUUGGGAUAGGUUUGUAACAAGCUUGUUAGCAAGUUCUGCCAAUGCUGUUGCAACAACUUGUCAACAAAAUGUGUUUGGAAUAGGUUUCUAGCAAGCUUGUUAUAACAAGUCGUGACAAAGCUGUUCCAACAACUUGUCAACAAGAUAGGUUUGUAGCAAGCUUGUUAACAAGUUGUAACAAUGCUGUUCCAACAACUUGUCAGUAAGAUGUGUGUGCAAUAGGUUGUUAACAAGUUGUAACAAUGCUGUUCCAACAACUUGUCUACAAGAUGUGUUUGCAAUAGGUUUGUAGCAUGCUUGUUAACAAGUCGUGACAAUGCUGUUCCAACUACUUGUCAACAAGAUCUGUUUGCAAUAGGUUUGUAGCAAGCUUGUUAACAAGUUAUAACAAUGCUGUUGCAACAACUUGUCAGCAAGAUGUGUGUGCAAUGGGUUUGUAGCAAGCUUGUUAAAGAGGCUGUCAAGUCCGUUCUGCUCAUACGUUGUGCGUAGGCUUACAUUCCAAUGGUCGGGAGUCGACCGUUGGAAUGUUAUUAAUAUUUCGUAUAUUUUGAACUUUCUUGAAUUGAAUCUCUAGUCUGUAUUCAUUUACAAGCAUAGCGAACCAGAAAAUGUUAAAAAUUUAGUAUAAUAUAUAUCUAAUCAUAUUUUACAACUGUAGCACUGAGUUCAAAAUGGAAACAAAGCGUUUGUUUACAUUACGGACUUGACAGCCUCUUUAACAAGUUGUGACAAUGCUGUUCCAACAACUUGCCAACAAGAUGUGUUUGCAACAGGUUUGUAGCAAGCUUGUCAACAAGUUGUAACAAUUUUGUUAUUUUAUCAAGUUGCUACAAGGUUGUCACUCGCAACUUGUUAACAAAUUGUUGAUUUGCAUGACGGUAACAAGUUGUUGGAACAACUUGUAACAAUCUGUUGAGCUCAACAACCUUGCAGCAAAUUGUCAACAGACCGUUGACAACUUGUCAACAAGCUGGGAACAAGCAGUGCGAAGUUGUUGGACAGCAUUGUUGCUACAAGUCUGCUGCUGGUUUGUUGCAACUUGUGCGUAUUUGCGCGUGUAGUGCGCACGUAAAAACGCAGAAGUGGUUACAAGUCUGCAAACAAGUUGUUACAAAUCUGUUCACAAGCUGUCAACAAGUUGUGUUCGCACUGCUUGUUCCCAAUUGUUGUAACAAGUUUGGAACAGGCUGUUAACAACUUGUAACAAGCUUGAUGACAUUAUCAGACUUGUUACAAGGUUGUUCUAACAAGUCUGAUGUUGGCGACACAAGGUUGUAACAAUAUUAUUAUAUCAUGACUGUAUUGGACUUGUUGGAACAACUUUGCAGCAAGUCUGAUAAUAUCAACACGCUUGCUACAAAUUGUUAACAGCUUGUUCCAAACUUGUUGACAACUUGGGACAAGCAGUGCGAACACAACUUGUUGACGGCUUGUUGGCAGACUUGCUACAAGAUGUGAGAUUUCUGCGCGUGUGAACAAUGCUAUUCCAACAACUUGUCAUCAGGAUGUGUUCGCAUUGCUUGUUGCAACUUGCUACAAAGUUGUUGAGCUCGACGCACUGGAACAACUUGUUAUCGUCUUGCAAUUCAACAAUUUGUCAACAAGUUGUGAGUGACAACCUUGUAGCAACUUGAUAAAAUAACAACAUUGUUACAACUUGUUGACAAGCUACAAGCAUGUUGUGAACACAUCUUGUUGACAAGUUGUGAGAUUUCCACUUGUGUAACACUGCAAUAUUUCACGAGUGUUUUUUUUCUGGUUUCUUUCUAUAGGAACCCUGAACCGUCUCCACGAAGUAGGAAUGGCUGAAACUCGAUAGUGAGUAAUUAACCAAUUUCAAAUUAGCAUGGCCAGAAAUCACAAGACAAGACUAUUCUAUUUCCUUACUAAUUUGAAUAUUAUGUAAAAUUAUUAAGAUAGCUGCACUAGUCAUAGCAGAUUCAUUGACAUAUAUUUUUAAUCAGGCUGUUACUCUAUCCUCCUUUCCUGAUGAAUGGAAAAUGGCAAGAGUUAUACCUCUCUACAAAAGUGGCCAUCGAAAUAUACCUGGAAACUAUAGGCCCAUUUCAAUUCUACCAACCAUAAGCAAAAUAAUGGAACGAAUAUUAUACAAUCAACUUCACAAUUAUUUAGCUGAAUUUGGACAACUAAGUGGUGCUCAAUUUGGUUUCCGAAAAUCUCACUCGACAACAACAGCUCUUUUAGACUGUACUAAUGACUGGUAUAUUAAUGUAGAUAAAAAAUGUUUAACCUCGUAGUUUUUAUAGACAUAAAAAUUGAUACUGUCAACCAUGACAUUCUACUGAAAAAGCCGGAAUUUUAUGGAAUUAAAGGUCAAGCUCUUGACUUAUUAAAAUCAUAUCUCCCAAAUCGACAUCAAAAGUGUCAAGUAGAAAGUUUUGUUUCAUCAAAACACUUGAUUGAAUGUGGUGUACCACAAAGUUCUAUUUUGGGACCAUUGGUGUUCUUGUUGUAUAUCAACGACUUACCCGAGUGUCUUAAAAAUACAAGACCUCGGCUAUUCGCUGAUGAUACAAACUUCACAGCCUCUAGUCACUCCAUAGCUGAUAUUGAGAUUGCAGUAAAUUGUGAUCUAGAAAACCUCAGGAACUGGUUAAUGGCCAAUAAACUUAGCUUGAAUGUGGCUAAAACAGAAUUUAUGUUGAUUGGUUCUCCACAAAUGAUAAGAAAUGCUUCAAAUUCUCAACCAAAUAUUUUAAUUGAAAAAUAA